CAGGUCCCAAAACAGUUUUUUUCUGGGCACCUCUUAUGAAAUGGGGUUUGGUAUGUGCUGGAAUGGCUGAUAUGACCAGACCAGCAGAAAAGCUGAGCACAGCACAGUCUGCAGUGUUAAUGGCCACAGGCCUUAUUUGGUCAAGGUACUCUCUAGUUAUUAUUCCUAAGAACUGGAAUCUGUUUGCUGUAAACUUCUUUGUUGGCUGUGCUGGUGGCUCUCAACUCUACCGAAUAUGGAGGUAUAAGCAGGAGCUCAAAGCAAAACAACAAAACUAGCUGCAGCAAAGAGAUGCUUAACCCACAGCUCAAACCCAACAAUGCACAAAGCCUUCCCCAUGGGACCUAGCUUCACUAAUGUUUUUUGAGAAAAUAAAAGAGGAAAUCUAAAUGUUUAGAGAGCAAGUGUUUUCUAAGUGCAAAUAACAAAGUAUCUCUGUACACUUCAGUAAAGUGCAACCU
This is a messenger RNA of Nestor notabilis (Kea), 461 nucleotides long. It is a transcript of the gene MPC2, whose product is annotated as mitochondrial pyruvate carrier 2. Gene Ontology annotation, cellular component: mitochondrial inner membrane. Gene Ontology annotation, biological process: pyruvate import into mitochondria. The transcript has 4 exons. The record is from RefSeq and is a predicted model, not a curated record. NCBI's taxonomy places the organism in Eukaryota, Metazoa, Chordata, Aves, Psittaciformes, Psittacidae. Bases 36 to 278 code for a protein of 80 amino acids.